AUGCCUUUCGUCCAAGAUUUCAAGCCAGAAGCCCUUGCUGACACCAACUUGUUCAAGCCAAUCAAGAUUGGUAACUGUGAACUAAAACACAGAGCUGUCUUCCCUCCAUUAACUAGAAUGAGAGCUUCUCAUCCAGGUAAUGUCCCAAACAAGGACUGGGCUGCUGAAUACUACAGUCAACGUUCUCAAGUUCCAGGUACCAUGUUGAUCACUGAAGGUGCUUUCAUCUCUGCUCAAGCUGGUGGUUACGAUAAUGCUCCAGGUAUCUGGUCUGAUGCUCAAGUCGCUGAAUGGAAGAAGAUCUUCGCUAAGAUUCACGAAAACAAAUCCUUCGUCUGGGUUCAAUUAUGGAACUUAGGUAGACAAUCAUACGCUGAUACUUUGGCUAGAGAUGGUCUACGUUACGAUUCUGCCUCUGAUGGUGUCUACAUGGAUGAUGAAUCCAAGGAAAGAGCUGAAAAGUCUAAGAACCCACAACACGGUAUUACCAAGGAUGAAAUCAAGCAAUACAUCAAGGAAUACGUUCAAGCUGCUAAAAACUCCUUGGCUGCUGGUGCCGAUGGUGUUGAAAUUCACUCUGCUAACGGUUACUUGCUAAACCAAUUUUUGGAUCCAAAGUCUAACCACAGAACUGAUGAAUACGGUGGAUCCAUUGAAAACAGAUCUAGAUUCACUCUAGAAGUUGUUGACGCUUUGAUCGACGCUGUCGGUGAAGACAAGGUCGGUAUCAGAUUCUCUCCUUAUGGUACUUUCGGUAACUUGUCUGGUGGUGCUGAACCAUUGAUUGUUGCCCAAUACGCUCACGUUAUCGGUGAAUUAGAAAAGAGAGCUAGAGGUGGUAAGCGUUUAGCUUACUUGCAUUUGGUUGAACCUCGUGUUACCAAUCCAUUCUUAACUGAAGGUGCUGGUGAAUACGAGGACGGUACCAACGACUUCGCUUACUCCAUCUGGAAGGGUCCAAUCAUUAGAGCCGGUAACUUAGCUCUACAUCCAGAAGUCUCUAGAGAAUUCGUUAAGGACGACAGAACUUUGUUGGCUUACGGUAGAUACUGGAUUGCUAACCCAGAUUUGGUUACUAGAUUAGAAAAGGGUCUACCUUUAAACAAGUACAACAGAGACUUGUUUUACGCUAUGACUUCCGAAGGUUAUUUGGAUUACCCAACUUACGAUGAAGCUGUCAAGAUGGGUUGGGACAAGCAAUAG
This is a messenger RNA of Maudiozyma saulgeensis, 1203 nucleotides long. NCBI's taxonomy places the organism in Eukaryota, Fungi, Ascomycota, Saccharomycetes, Saccharomycetales, Saccharomycetaceae. The record is from the annotation of a GenBank genome assembly.